Molecule: messenger RNA, 1114 nt
Organism: Octodon degus (degu)
Lineage: Eukaryota; Metazoa; Chordata; Mammalia; Rodentia; Octodontidae
Gene: Sult2b1
Product: sulfotransferase family 2B member 1
Exons: 7
Coding region: 95-1099 (334 amino acids)
Biological process (GO): sulfation
Cellular component (GO): cytoplasm
Molecular function (GO): sulfotransferase activity
Source: RefSeq, a predicted model, not a curated record
GUCGCAUCUGGCUGGCACCUGGCGCUCGCUCGGCGACAGACGCGGGCUGCGCGCCACUAGCUGGCUACUCUCUUCCUGCCCCUCGCUCACAGCCAUGGACGGGCCCUGCGCCCCAGAGAUGUCGGACUACUCUGAGAACAGUAUCUUCAGCUCGAAGCUGCCUGGCGAAUACUUCACGUACAAGGGCAUCCUCUUCCCCGUGGGCCUCUACUCGCCUGAGAGCAUCAGCCAGGCCGAGAACACCCAGAACGUGCAGGACGAGGACAUCUUCAUCGUCACCUACCCCAAGUCAGGCACCACCUGGAUGAUAGAGAUCCUCAGCCUAAUCCUGAAGGACGGGGAUCCCUCCUGGAUCCACUCAGUACCCAUCUGGGAGCGCGCACCCUGGUGCGAGACAGUCAUGAGUGCCUUCAGCCUCCUGGACCAGCCCAGGCCUCGCCUCCUGAGCUCCCACCUCCCUGUACACAUCUUCCCCAAGGCCGCCUUCGCCUCCAAGGCCAAGGUGAUCUACCUCGCCCGGAACCCCCGUGAUGUCCUGGUGUCCUUCUACCAUUAUUCUAAGAUUGCCCAGCAGCUGAAGGACCCCGGCACACCCGACCAGUUCCUUCAGGACUUCCUCAAAGGCAAAGUGCAGUUCGGCUCCUGGUUUGACCACAUUAAGGGCUGGAUCCGGAUGCAAGGCAAGGAGAACUUCCUGUUCCUCACCUAUGAGGAGCUCCAGCAGGACCUCCGUGGCUCUGUGCAGCGCAUCUGCGAGUUCCUGGGCCGGCCGCUGGGUGAGGAGGCGCUGGGCUCCGUGGUGGCACACUCCGCCUUCGGUGCCAUGAAGGCCAACACUAUGUCCAACUACACGCUGCUGCCUCCCAACCUGCUGGACCACCGCCUCGGGGCCUUCCUCCGGAAAGGGGUCAGCGGAGACUGGAAAAACCACUUCACGGUGGCCCAGAGCGAGGCCUUCAACCGCGUCUACCGAGAGCAGAUGCGGGGGUUGCCGGCCUUCUCCUGGGACAAGGACCUGGGGGACCACGGCCUGGAUCCUGAGCCGGAGCCCGAGACCAGACCAGGCUCUGGCGAGGACUCCGAAUCUCCCCACCAAUGACCCUGACAAUAAAUG